ACGUAAACCCAAACGACAGUUCAAAAAGGAACUUCUUCUAUUCGUAUUUCGAUAUCCGUAUCAUAAAUGGACGAUUCAGUUUCGCCAUCGCAAAACUCCAAUGGUUCCAUUCGCGGUCGUGAUCGUCUUCGUCCAUUCAACCACCAUCCUGUCUCUUCACAAACACAGCUGGUCACACCACCGGUUACUGCUGUUGGAGACAAAACAUCUAUGAAGAACAAUGAUUGUGACAAAGAGGGUGUUUCUGUUUCGCCAACUAAAACUAAGUCUUUUGAUAUUUGCCCCCCGAAACAAGGUGGAAGUAUUCCUCGUUUGAAACCAACUUUGUUUAAACAAAACAGAGAAAAGAGGGAGGAGAAUAACCAAAUUAGCAAAGGGGAUCAGUUAAGACCUGGGAUGAUUCAUUUGAAGGGUUACAUUUCGUUAACCGACCAAAUUAAGAUAGUUAAAGUAUGUAGGGAAUUAGGGUUAGGUGAUGGGGGAUUUUACCAACCUAGUUAUGAGGAUGGAGCUAUGUUGAAAUUGAAAAUGAUGUGUCUCGGUAGAAAUUGGGAUCCUCAGACAAGUAAAUAUGAAUAUCAGCGACCGUGUGACGGGUCUGUUCCCCCGAAAAUUCCUGAUGAAUUCCUGACACUGGUUGACUCUGCAAUCAAAGAUUCACAUUCCCUGGCUAAACACUCUAACUCCAAACUUCCCUUGAUCUCUCCAGACAUUUGUAUUGUCAAUUAUUACGCUAACAACGGUCAACUUGGUCUUCAUCAGGACAAGGAUGAAACUGAACAGAGUAUCCGUGAAGGGUUGCCAGUGGUGUCAUUCUCUAUUGGAGACACUGCAGAGUUUUUGUAUGGUGAUGAAAGGGAUAUUGGCAAGGCAGAGAAAGUUCUUCUGAAAUCUGGGGAUGUUUUACUCUUUGGUGGAAAGGCCAGAAAUGUCUUUCAUGGUGUUAGUACUAUUAAGCCAGAGACUGCUCCUAGCCGCUUGCUUGAAGAAACUAAUCUCCGUAAACCUGGCCGAUUGAAUCUUACUUUUAGGCAGUAUUAAAUUAAAAAUCCGUCGUAUUUUGACUAUCAUAGAUUAGUUUGAAACUUGUUUAGUCAAUUUUAUGGGGCAGAGCUUGUAAUGAUAUUCCAUGCUAAUUCUGUAUCCAUUUUUUUGGCUCUCUGUUUAGUUUCUAACCUUUUCAAAAGCUUGUAUCCUUCAGUGACAGUGACUGUCUAAUUAUGAAUGUAUUUCACUAUACCGCAAAUCUUGCUUAUUACUGGAA
Molecule: messenger RNA, 1264 nt
Organism: Medicago truncatula (barrel medic)
Lineage: Eukaryota; Viridiplantae; Streptophyta; Magnoliopsida; Fabales; Fabaceae
Exons: 3
Coding region: 67-1041 (324 amino acids)
Biological process (GO): oxidative RNA demethylation
Cellular component (GO): cytoplasm
Molecular function (GO): oxidative RNA demethylase activity; ferrous iron binding; broad specificity oxidative DNA demethylase activity
Source: RefSeq, a predicted model, not a curated record